AUGACCAAGAGAUUUUAUAUUCCACUCCCUUCUGCAGAAGCAAGAGCCUGGAUAGUCCGUAAUCUUUUGAGCAAGGAUGGGCUUUUUAAACUCUCAAAGAAGGAUAUUGAUACCAUAUGCAAAUUAACAGAUGGGUAUUCAGGAUCUGAUAUGACAAAUUUAGUCAAAGAUGCUUCCAUGGGUCCAAUCAGAGAGGUUUUGAAACUAGGGGCUGAGAUUACUAAUCUUAAAAUGGAGGAUAUGAGAUCAGUUACUCUAAAGGACUUUAAGGAUGCACUAAAGGAGGUGAGACCUUCUGUUUCUCGGAACGAACUUCGAAUAUAUGAAGAGUGGAACAACCAAUUUGGAAGUUUAUCGACAUCAACCAUCUAA
Lactuca virosa is the source of this 372-nucleotide messenger RNA. The record is from the annotation of a GenBank genome assembly. Lineage: Eukaryota; Viridiplantae; Streptophyta; Magnoliopsida; Asterales; Asteraceae.